This is a messenger RNA of Penicillium waksmanii, 1092 nucleotides long. RefSeq lists its product as uncharacterized. Lineage: Eukaryota; Fungi; Ascomycota; Eurotiomycetes; Eurotiales; Aspergillaceae. The coding region runs from base 1 to 1092 and encodes 363 amino acids. The record is from RefSeq and is a predicted model, not a curated record. The transcript is spliced from 7 exons.
AUGGAUGAUCACAACCUGGAAGAGAUUGCCCGACAGCUCUCUGAUCUGGAAGUGGCGCUGUUUCUGUGCCUAGCGAGUCGCGAGCAUUGCCUGAUUGAGACCACGGGGAAUUGUCUCAACGAUCUUGCAAAAGAGUUGGUUUUAAUAGCUUCCAACACAUUUGAACUGUCAUCCUGCAUUGUUGACUGUACCCCCACAACCUCCAUUGGGGAGCUUCACGAUGAUAUUCUCACCUCAGAGGCGCGCAGGAAUCAAGAGAGACCAUCAUACUUUCGAAUGAAAACAGAAUCGUCCAGUAAUCUCUCGUCAUAUAUGGGCCGUCGGGAUCGAAGCAAAUCCCCGAUCCCAAAUACUCCCUUGGAUGAAACAAAUGUGGUCAAUGUGGUCAUCGCAAAAAACUUCAAUGUGGUGGAGGAUGAUGUUCAGGUUCAGGCAUUGCAGUUGAUGCGGACAAGGAAGUUAGUCACCGAGAUGGGAACUCUCAGUGCACCAGAAAGCUUCCUCUUCAUACCACUGGUAGUCCGAGAAUCUGAUCAGCUCAAACCUGCUCUACAGACACAUCUCGCCGAACAUCUCUUGGUAUCACAUUUCCAUGCCCCUGAAGAUGGAUUUGUGUUUCUGGAAGAAAGUGAAUGGUUUUCAGACGGCCAACUCUCUGCGUCUUCUGUUGUUCACAAUACCAAAUUGGCCAAAAGGAAAUGUGCCAAAAUCGAUACUACACAAAUCGAGUGUCUCCGAGACGCGAGUGAAUCGAUAACCACAAGCGCGGAGGUAGUUCGAUAUAUCCAGGAUAUCGUUGUCUUUCUGCGUCUCAGCCGUGCUGUUGCCGGCGGCGUCUCUGCGAAAGCAAAUAAUCAAUUUGCUCGGUUCGCACAAUUUCUGGCUCCAGUCCACGGUAUUGAUUACCUUACGCCAUCAAUUGUGGCACUGGCCGCGAGAAAGGUCUUCCGCCACCGAAUCAUUGUUGCAAACCCAGAUGACGACCGCAGUCUCCAAUACGGAAGUGAUCUGGGGGCGGUCUCUCAUGUCCUGAUGGAUGUGACUCCAGACUCCAUCUUGGAUGGCGUCCUGGCCUUAGAGCCGCCGAUAUGA